Molecule: messenger RNA, 924 nt
Organism: Alternaria burnsii
Lineage: Eukaryota; Fungi; Ascomycota; Dothideomycetes; Pleosporales; Pleosporaceae
Exons: 3
Coding region: 1-924 (307 amino acids)
Biological process (GO): mycotoxin biosynthetic process
Source: RefSeq, a predicted model, not a curated record
AUGCUGAGCCUCAACCUCUUCGCACAGAAAGCCAAGUCGUAUCGUCGUUUGUCAACCUCGACCGAGGGAGAAGGCGACACAUGCAUCUCUCCAGGCGUGUCCGCUCAGAAAGAGGAACAUGAUGCAGAUGAAGGCUUGCUGCUCGCUAAAAGGCUCCGACGGCCCUGGCAUUGGUCCUGCAUGCACAUGUGCGGAUACCUCUUCGUUGCUCUGCUAAGCUUUUCCAUCGGUCUCGGCCUCAGCCAACUGUUCACUUUGGAGAAGGAUGUUGAUGGGUUUAUUGCACAAUGGGGCAGUUCGCACCGUAAUAUUGACAACGUGUGGUGGUCGGCUAACGCCAGCUUCGCCGCGGAGCCUAGCCUCGAGACGCAAAAGACUUGGGAGAGCAUCAUGCCGCAAGGUCGAGGCUUCAUUCAACACCCCAAGUUAACAAAAGAUGGAGAGGUAAAAGCUAUUGCCGUGUUUCAUGAGAUACACUGUCUGCACGGUCUUCGAACAGCCUUCUACAAGAACGCAUACCAGCUCGCCAAACUCCAACAUCAGCAACCUCAAGCAAGAUCGCUUCCUAACACCGGCUCUCCCCAUAGCGAACCCGAAUCAUCCUCCGAACAUCACGUCGGACACGGCCAUGACCAUACGUCCCCUACAGUGUUCAAGCCGAACCCAUUCAUAGAGGCUCUUUUGUCAGCCAAAGAUGAGGACGACGAUCCUGGCCACAUCACUCACUGCUUUGAGUACCUGCGUCAAGCACUCAUGUGUGCUGCUGAUACCAAUCUAGAAGUGACUCACCAGAUGGUUGGUGAAGAUGGAGAGGAGUUCAUCGGGACCGAAGGUUGGGAUACAGCGAGGGUAUGUAGGGACUACGAAGCGGUCAAGGAGUGGGCGGAAGCGUGGAGGGCGGGAGAUGCUGGUGGAAUCAUCUGA